Penicillium cinerascens is the source of this 810-nucleotide messenger RNA. RefSeq names its product putative allergen. The record is from RefSeq and is a predicted model, not a curated record. Gene Ontology annotation, cellular component: extracellular region. The transcript has a single exon. Gene Ontology annotation, molecular function: IgE binding. NCBI's taxonomy places the organism in Eukaryota, Fungi, Ascomycota, Eurotiomycetes, Eurotiales, Aspergillaceae. The coding region runs from base 1 to 810 and encodes 269 amino acids.
AUGCAGCUCACUCAGUCUAUUCUGCUGCUCGCAGCCCUCACUACCAGCACCUUUGCUGCUUCUCCUCGCCCCCAAGGCUUUGAGCGCCGCCAGGCCACCGCCACCACCACCACCUCUUAUUACGCUUCUUCUUCCUCUUCUUCAGGCUCCGACUCUGCCUGGACUGACCUUCCUUCCGGUGCUGCCUCCACCGCCGGCUUCGGCGGCGUCACUGGCUCCUCCGGAUCAUCCGUGACCUACUCUGGCAACGUCGGCAGCCCCUACGGCUCCAACAUCAUCGAGGUCUCCGCCGAUGAGGCCAGCCAGUACAAGUUCGUCGCGCAGUUCCAGGGCUCCAACACCGACGACUGGACCGUCGCCAUCUGGAACAAGUACGGCUCCGACGGCACGAUGAACGGCUGGUACGGUAACGCCUGCAAGACCUUCACUCUCUCCCCCGGCUCUACCGUCUACAUCGCCUUCGACGAUGACUCCCAGGGUGGCUGGGCCGCCGCCGAGGGCUCCACCAUUCCCACUGAUUCCGACGGUGGCUACGCCUCCACCUGGGGUGAGUUCGACUUCGGCUCCACCACCAACAACGGCUGGUCUGGCUUUGACGUCUCGGCCAUCCAGGCCCAGAACGCCGGUCUUCCCGUUCAGGGUAUGGAGAUCUGCGAUGCUAUCGGUGGCACUUGCUCUUCUAUCACUGCCAACGCUGCUUCUGUCAACAACGCUUACACUUCGGCUGAGGCUGCCGUCGGUGGUAUCGGUGGUAACCUCGACUCCGGCAACGGUGUUCGUCUGGCUGUGACCAUUGACUACAGCGGCUAA